Molecule: messenger RNA, 1749 nt
Organism: Sphenostylis stenocarpa
Lineage: Eukaryota; Viridiplantae; Streptophyta; Magnoliopsida; Fabales; Fabaceae
Source: the annotation of a GenBank genome assembly
AUGGGUGUGAAUGUGGGGAUUUUUUGUGCUCUGUUUCUGCUGGCAACACAGGCAACAGGGUUUCCUGAAGUUGCAGCAUUGAAGAAGCUGCAUCUGCCAUUCAAGAAUCAUCAUUCUAAAGAUCUCUCUCCGGGGAAUUUCGUCCAGAAAAGACAAGCUCUUGCCAUUGAUACCAUAUUCAAGCUUCCUGUACCUGUCACAAAUUCAUGGCCUCCAGGUGGUAAUUUUGCAAGUGGAAUAAUUGAUCUGGGUGGCCUGCAAGUGCAUGAAGCAUCAACAUUCAUGAAGGUUUGGGGCGUUUAUCAGGGUGGGGCUGAUGGUCAAGGGUUUUCAGUGUUUGAACCAACAGGAAUACCUCAAGGUUUCUCCAUGUUGGGUAGCUACUGCCAACCCAACAACAAGCCUCUCUUUGGAUGGAUUCUUGUGGCAAAAGAUGUGUCUGCAAACACCAGCAACCCCACUUUAAAGCAACCACUUGAUUACACACUGGUAUGGAACAGUGCAUCUCUGAAGAUUAACCAAGAUGUGCCCAUCUAUAUUUGGCUUCCAACUGCACCUGAUGGGUAUAAAGCUGUAGGCCAUGUUGUCACCAACACACCAGAUAAGCCUGCCCUUGACAAAGUCAGGUGUGUCAGAUCAGACUUCACUGACCAAUGUGAGACAAAAGAAUUAAUUUGGGGAUUAGAUAGCUUCAAUGUUUAUGACGUUAGACCAAGUAAUAGGGGAAUUCGAGCUGCUGGUGUUAGAGUAGGCACGUUUGUAGCUCAAACUGGGAGUCCUAACCCUCUAGCUAUUGCAUGUUUGAAAAACAACAAUGCCAUCCCAAAAUACAUGCCUAACUUAGAACAAAUCAAGGCAAUACUGAAAGUUUACUCUCCAACCAUGUGCUUGCAUCCUGAUGAACAAUUCUUUCCAUCUUCCGUGGAGUGGUUUUUCUCCAAUGGGGCAUUGUUGUAUAAGAAAGGUGAAGAGUCAAGUCCUGUCCGAGCAACUGAAGAUAACCUGCCUCAAGAUCCUAACAAUGAUGGUGCCUAUUGGCUAGACCUGCCUGCUGAUCCAACAGAAAAGGAGAGGGUCAAGAAAGGAGAUUUGAAAAGUGCCAAAAGUUAUGUGCAUGUGAAACCAAUGCUUGGAGGAACCUUCACUGAUGUUGCAGUAUGGGUAUUCUACCCAUUCAAUGGACCUGCAAGAGCCAAAGUUGAGUUCAUUACCCUUAAAUUGGGGAAGAUAGGUGAACACGUUGGUGAUUGGGAGCAUGUGACACUAAGGCUAAGCAACUUUAAUGGUGAACUGAAGCAUGUCUAUUUCUCACAACACAGUAAGGGUAUAUGGCUUGAUUCCUCUCAGCUUGAGUUCCAAAGUGGCAACAAACCACUAUAUUAUUCUUCCCUGAAUGGCCAUGCAUCUUACCCUGAUGCUAGCCUUCACCUGUUAGGGAUAAAUGCUAUAGGCAUAAGGAAUGAUACUGGUAAAGGUGACAGUUUGGAUAUGGGGACAUUUCAGUUGGUUGCUGCUGAGUAUUUAGGUUCUGCUGUUGUAGAGCCUGGAUGGCUGAACUAUUUCAGGAAAUGGGGUCCUAAAAUUGAUUAUAAUAUAGAUGAUGAGUUGAAGGAGCUUGAGAAGCACUUGCCUGGAAUGCUAAAAUCUAGUUUGAAAAAUAUUGUGAGCAAGUUGCCAAGUGAAGUGCUGGAAGAGGAAGGACCCACAGGGCCAAAGGAGAAGGAUAAUUGGAAUGGAGAUGAAAGGUGA